Microthlaspi erraticum is the source of this 1029-nucleotide messenger RNA. Lineage: Eukaryota; Viridiplantae; Streptophyta; Magnoliopsida; Brassicales; Brassicaceae. The record is from the annotation of a GenBank genome assembly.
AUGAGGUUCGAGAUGAACAAACUCCUCAAGAAGCCAAUGUUAGAUGGGCAAACUUAUGUGAUUGAAGAUGGCUCGGACUUGGUGGACGAAGUGAGUGAGGAGAUGCUUCUUGACGACCCUCUGGAGGUAGCUUUGACUAAAGCUGAAGGCGAGUAUGAUUUCCUGAAUGAGGAAGCCGAUGGCUUCGGGAAGAUGAUGGAUGCGAGCGGCAAGAUGGAGAGACUGCCCUGGAGCGAGUCGAGUGCGCCUAAGCUCGAGCUGAAAACACUCCCUGCGGGGCUCAGGUAUGCAUUUCUGGGACCUAACUCUACAUACCCUGUGAUAGUGAAUGCUGAGCUGAACAAUGUUGAACUUGCUUUGCUUCUCUGUGAGCUUAGGAAGUAUAGAAAAGCUAUAGGGUAUUCGCUAGAUGACAUCCCUGGAAUUUCUCCUGAUCUUUGCAUGCAUAGAAUACAUCUAGAAGAUGAAUCGAUGACUUCUGUAGAACAUCAGAGGAGGUUAAACCCGAAUCUAAAAGAUGUUGUCAAGAAAGAGAUAAUGAAACUUCUAGAUGCUGGUGUAAUUUAUGCUAUAUCUGAUAGUAAGUGGGUCAGUCCUGUGCAUGUAGUUCCUAAGAAAGGUGGUAUAACUGUUGUUAAGAAUGAUAGGAACGAGCUGAUACCCACUAGAACUGUCACUGGUUUCUUUCAGAUCCCCAUCCACCCAGACGACCAGGAGAAGACGACAUUCACAUGUCCAUAUGGCACUUAUGCUUAUCGCAGAAUGCCGUUUGGACUGUGCAAUGCACCGGCCACGUUCCAGCGCUGCAUGAUGUCUAUUUUCACUGACCUUAUUGAGGACAUAAUGGAAGUUUUCAUGGACGACUUUUCUGUCUAUGGAAGCUCCUUUGCUGUCUGUUUGUCUAAUCUGUGCAGGGUAUUGCAGCGGUGUGAGGAGAGACAUCUUGUGCUGAACUGGGAGAAAUGCCACUUCAUGGUGAGAGAUGGGAUCGUGCUGGGACAUAGGAUUUCGAGAAGGGAAUCGAGGUGA